Paramormyrops kingsleyae is the source of this 783-nucleotide messenger RNA. Lineage: Eukaryota; Metazoa; Chordata; Actinopteri; Osteoglossiformes; Mormyridae. The record is from RefSeq and is a predicted model, not a curated record.
CCUGUGCAUCGCCCGGACUUUGACCCCAGGGACAAACGUGCAGUGAAGUCUUUCUGCCCAGGGUGGCAUGGAGCCUAAGAAGAGGCGACGCCAACUUGCAGGACACCGCGGUCACGUUUUAAUGGAACGUUCCAACACCUGUGCACUUCUCUGUUUUCUGCACUUCCUGUCCUUGGCAAGCUUCGGGUCUCUGCUGCUCUGAGAUGCAUGUUAUGAAUAGCUUGUCCCUGGUCAGUGACAGAGAGAGUGAUGACGGCGGUGCCAACCUCAUGCCCACUCCUUCCACCGUCAGCUCAGCUGGCACAGAGGGCCCAUCCAGCAGCUCGCCCCCUCCACCACCUCCACCACCUCCCCCGAAGAUCCCGCCGCCUCCGCCACCUCCUCUGGCAGGUGCAGGCAACUCCACUCAUGGCUCACGCAUGAAGAGGCGGGUCCGGAGCUUCUUCUGGAAGCCCAUCCCAGAGGAGAAGGUUCGGGGCAGGGCCAACAUCUGGACACUGUCCAUGAGACAGCAGCAGCACUACCAGAUCGACAUGCGCACCAUCGAGGAGCUGUUUGGCCAACGUGAGGAUGGCCGCGAUGGAGUCAACCAAGCAGGCUGGUCCAGAAGGUCCUUCAGAGAGACUAAGGAGGAGAUUCAUAUUCUUGACUCCAAGAGAAGCAUGAAUGUGGGCAUUUUCCUCAAGCAAUUUAAAAGGUAAGUUCAUCCUUUUGGAAUUGGAAGACUAAUAAGUAUAGGAGCCUGGUCAUCCCUGCUCAUACAGUCUCUCAGUGCAGAUGUAG